Molecule: messenger RNA, 3915 nt
Organism: Numida meleagris (helmeted guineafowl)
Lineage: Eukaryota; Metazoa; Chordata; Aves; Galliformes; Numididae
Gene: ALDH3A2
Product: aldehyde dehydrogenase 3 family member A2
Exons: 13
Coding region: 1293-2825 (510 amino acids)
Biological process (GO): aldehyde metabolic process
Cellular component (GO): cytoplasm
Molecular function (GO): aldehyde dehydrogenase (NAD+) activity
Source: RefSeq, a predicted model, not a curated record
GUUGUGCUGGGUGCUGCCUGCAGGGUUUCUUCCAUCUCGCUCCAGACCCCAGGCUUCUCUGAAAUCCAUGCAUCUCGCUCAGCUGCUCCAGGGAGGCUCAACAGAUAUUUUGCAAUGCUGAGAACACCCUCAGCUUGUCUCCUGACCGUAACUGGCUAAAUAAUGGCCCUGACAAGGACCGAAGUAUGGCAUCACGCUUCUGCUCUCUCUUUCCUGCCAAUACAGAGGAGCCUUAAGACCAAGAUUCUGCAAAAGCAUGGCACAAAACAAGCCUGGAUGAGGUGAGAAGGGGGACGUUUGCCUGCUACGUGCGAUGCCAAGCACAAAAGUACUGCAGUGGCAUGGAAAUCCUCAGGCUGGAGGGUGAGAGUUCUACAUGCAGAAGAGCAGACUCUGGAAUACAGCCACGGUGGAAAAGAGAGACCGUGUGGCAUGUGGCCGAGUUUGUGUCACCUCUGUGCAGGGAUGCCAACAGGAGCAAGGCAAGCAUGUUUCCAUCAGGUGAUUCUCCUGCAGGGAAAGCUCCCACUUUUCCUACUUGUGUCUCUGUGAAUACAGACCCAGCUCCUUUCCAUGUAGCACGGUGCGAGGGCUGCAUCGAGCCCAGCCUGUUUUUCUCCCACAUAUUGCCUCCUGCAUGCAAGCAUUGCCAGUUGCUCUUGUCAUUCCUUUCCCCAGCAGACUGUUUACUGCUGAGAUUUGUGCAACAGCUUGUGCAAUGUCCCUGUGCUGGCUGGGCUGCAGCCCGGGUGCUGUUUGCAGAGCCAACCGACUUUGGGGGAGCGGCCGUGGGUUCAGCUGGGCGUGGGUUUGGCUGAGCAUUUACAAUGAUACGUGUGGCCCCCGUAGGUGUGUCAGAUACGCGGCCUGAGGAGCUGCUGGGUCUGAAAUGGGAGCGUCAUUUUCAAAUAAUCCCCUUGCGUUUCUCAGAGGAACAAGUUGGGGCAGGCCUAAUUAACUGGGAUAAGCACAGCCUCGUCUCAAUUCCCUUCCCCGUUUUUUCUGCCCUGCGUUUCCCACGCGAGUGCUGUAUUGGGGUUAAUCUGGGUGUCCGUGUCAAGCUGCGCUGUUCUCCUACACCACGUCAGCACCGGUUGGGGCAGAAGAGCGCAGAGAGGGGCAGGCCGGCCCGCGGCCCCUGCCCUGCUCAGAUAAGGGAGUGCGGCUGGAAUUUGCCCCCGGCACAGCCCGCACCCCGCGCGCAGCUGUCGAGCGGCUGUGCUGGUGCUGCCGUGCAGGACAGAAGCGAAGGGAGCAAACCCUCACGGUGCGGAACCAAGCGCUGAGCGGCCAUGGGGAGGAUGGCGGAGGUCGUGGGCCGGGCGAGAGCCGCCUUCAGCUCGGGCCGGAGUCGGCCGCUGGAAUUCAGGCUGCAGCAGCUGAGGAACCUGGAGCGGAUGGUGCAGGAGAAGGAGCGGGAGAUCGUGGCGGCCAUCGGGGCGGAUCUGCACAAGUGCGGUCACAACGCGUACAGCCACGAGAUCAUGGGGGUGCUGGGGGAGCUGGCCCUGACCAUGGAGAAGCUGCCGUCGUGGGCGGCCCCUCGGCCAGUGAAGAAGAACCUCCUGACGCUGCGGGACGAGGCGUACAUCAACCCCGAGCCGCUGGGGGUGGUGCUGGUGAUCGGGGCCUGGAACUACCCCUUUGUGCUGGUCAUGCAGCCGCUGAUCGGGGCCAUCGCCGCAGGCAAUGCGGUGGUGGUGAAGCCGUCAGAAAUCAGUGAGAACACGUCCCAGCUGAUUGCCAACAUCCUCCCUCAGUACCUGGACCCGGAGCUGUACCCGGUAGUCACUGGGGGAGUGCCUGAGACGACAGAACUGCUGACACAGAGGUUCGAUCACAUCCUUUACACCGGGAACUCUGCUGUGGGCAAAAUUGUGAUGGCAGCGGCUGCCAAGCACCUGACACCCGUCACCCUGGAGCUGGGUGGGAAGAGCCCCUGCUACAUCGACACGGACUGUGACCUGGCCGUCGCCUGCAGGCGGAUAACGUGGGGGAAGUACAUGAACUGCGGGCAGACCUGCAUUGCCCCGGACUACAUCCUGUGCCACCCAUCCAUCCAGAGCCAGGUGGUGGAGAACAUUAAGGCAACGCUGCAGGAGUUCUAUGGGGAAGAUGUGAAAAAGUGUCCGGAUUAUGAAAGGAUCAUCAACAAACGUCACUUCAAGAGGAUUGUGAGCCUGCUGGAAGGGCAGAAGAUUGCCCAUGGGGGAGAGACCGAUGAGGCUUCCUGCUUCAUAGCACCCACCAUCCUCACGGACGUUUCUGCGGAGUCCAAAGUGAUGGAGGAGGAAAUCUUUGGGCCGGUCCUGCCCAUCCUGUCUGUGAAGAACGUGGAUGAAGCCAUCGAGUUCAUCAACCGUCGGGAGAAGCCGCUGGCUCUCUAUGUCUUCUCUAACAACAAGAAGUUAAUCAAGAGAGUUAUCUCAGAAACCUCCAGUGGAGGUGUUACUGGAAAUGAUGUCAUCAUGCAUUUCUUCCUUGCAACCUUACCCUUUGGUGGCGUCGGGAACAGCGGGAUGGGUGCCUACCACGGCAAGCACAGCUUUGACACCUUCUCCCACCACCGCUCCUGCUUGAUCAAGGAUCUGAAGAUGGAGGGCACCAACAUGGUCCGGUACCCUCCCAGCAGCCAGAAGAAGUUGGGCUGGGCCAAAUUCUUUUUUCUGAAGCGAUUUAACAAGGGCCGCCUGGGGCUGAUCAUGUUGGCUAUGCUGGGCGUUAUAGCAGCGGUGGUGAUAAAGAACCACCAGUCUGUGCUGAAGAGAAAAGCUCUCUUGGUUGCGCUGGCCAUUCAGAGGCGGGGCUGGCUCAGUGUGUGUUAAGGAGGAGCAGGUUUCAGAGCACUGCUGUUGCUGUUACGGUGAGAUGGCUUUCUAGUGAAGAGAGGAGAAGGUGCCAUAACCUGUGUGCAAGUCAUAUUUUGGGUGCUCACAUCGUGUCUGUUUCUUUCACUUCAGUCCUAUUUUUCUUUUGAGCUGGUUUAUUUCUGUGAGCUGCUGAGCACGCAGAGCAGCCUUGGGAAGGCACUAACCACGAGAAGGCCUGGACUCCUGCCUACUAACAAGCCACACUGAAACAGAGGGACCAGUGGAUGCAAGCUCUCAAAAGGAGAACUGAAGAGCAAGAAAUACAGCACCUGACACCACCCCCAUGCCCUGCAGAGCGCUGCUUCCAGGAACACACACCCCAUGUCUUACACCAAACUGCUUGGCUUCUUCCACUGACAAACAGGAGCUCGUGUUUCAGCUGUAAUUGCUCUGUUUUCCAUGCGGUUCUGGGGACGGUCUCUUCUGUUGUGUUCCAGCCAGCCGUGCUCCUGGUGACGGGUGUGAGGCAGGCUGUGCUGCUGCUGUGUUUGUUCCAAUUGUGUUGGUUAUGAAUCAAUCAGGUGAGGUUCCCGCUUGCCAUCUACUUGGGGUGAAACAUUCCUGGAUCCCUGUGAGCCAGAAGCAUCCACAGCUGUCGGGUGGUGCAGGCUGACUCCUUUUGGGGGCUGUGGUUUGCGUCGUGCGCCUGUAGCAAUUAUUUGACAAUUAGAAGACUACAAAGAAGAUACGUGCCAUGGCUGUAUUUUACUAAUGAGAAAGGACUCCCCUGAACAGGGGAAAGCAAUUACUGAGUGUGUGUACCCUGAUGGCUUUGAGCUUCUGGGUCUGCUAUGGUCUUGCACUGGGUUAUGACAUGGGACCUAUUCUACUGGGGAGAGGGUGGUGGAGAAAUUUGAGGUGGAAGGACCCUGUAAAUGUUGUUUGAAGAAAAUCUGAAAGUGAUGACUGGAUGCAUCUCUCAGCAAAUAGUAAUCACUACGCAGUAGGUGGGAUUUCUUCACGUCUGGUGAAAAUCCACAUGCUAAGGCUUUUUAAUGAAUUAUUUUGCAAAUACAAAAUAAAUACGAAGAAUUUAAAUAAUAAA